This is a messenger RNA of Diceros bicornis minor, 5432 nucleotides long. RefSeq names its product histone deacetylase 7 (gene HDAC7). Gene Ontology annotation, cellular component: histone deacetylase complex. The coding region runs from base 1218 to 4310 and encodes 1030 amino acids. The record is from RefSeq and is a predicted model, not a curated record. Gene Ontology annotation, biological process: negative regulation of transcription by RNA polymerase II; chromatin organization. Gene Ontology annotation, molecular function: histone deacetylase activity. The transcript has 27 exons. Lineage: Eukaryota; Metazoa; Chordata; Mammalia; Perissodactyla; Rhinocerotidae.
GUGGGUGACUUGCUCUGGUUAUGCAACCUGCAUUUUGUCCAGGGCUCGCCAGUUUCCAGACUGCUUGCACACGGCGUUUGAUCCUCUGCGGCAAACCCUGGGAGGUUUGCUUGUUUAGUUAUGCCCUGCUGGAGGCAGCUUACAGGAAACAAUAAAAUGGUAACAUGUACAUAUAAAAAGCAGGGAAAAUAUAAGAUGAAAAAGGAAGUGAAGAUGGGGUCAGGGAGUGCCUCCUGGAGACAGAAAGCACGGGAGAGACCCGGGCAGAGGUGAUUCUCUCUGUCUUUAUUUUUAUUGUUGUUGUUCUGGAUGGAGAACCAGCACGCUGUGGGAACAUGCCGACUGGGGGUCACGCCCAGGCCUUCAGACGCUGGGACCGACCGCACUGUGUCCACCUCACUACCUAAGAGGAUGUGGGUGGAACUAGUUGUCCACGCCACUGUGGUGAUCAUCGGCUUAGGUUCUGGAGCCCCAGAAGCCCCACUUACCAUCUGUGUGACCUCAACAAGUUUCUUAACCUCGCUGAGCCUCAGUUUCCUCCUUUGUAAAAUGAGGAUCAUAACAGUAUCUCCCGUAUAGGGUUGUUGUGAGAUGGUACAAGUAAGAUGCUUAGCACAGUAAACAUUCAAUACACGGUUGUUGAUCAUUACUAAUAUUGUUAAUUAAUAAUUAGAAUAAGAUAAUAAUUAUUAACAUCAACAUGAUUAAUAUUAGAAGUUAAACUUUUCUCUGGCAGUCUCUGGAGUGGGCUGACUGGCCUUGUGGGUGACACAGGUGAGAAGAGCCGAGGAAGGCACAUAUCCUGGCUCACGUGCACCUGGAAGAGGCAGAACAGGCAGGCAAGCAGGAGUGGGGUACACGGGGUUGGGGGAGCGCAGGAUCUGGCCGAGGAAGGCCCAGAAGCUGAGGGAGCAACAAGGAGGGCCAGGGAAUGAAUAUGAGACCUGAGGGGAGAAGGAGCUGCUCUGAGAGGCAGCCUCGGGGCGGUGACCGUGCUUCCUGUUGGGGCAAGCGCUGGCCCUUGAGAAAGACUGGCUGGGGCUGGCUGCUAGGAGGGAGCAGCUGCUCUAAGUGGGGCACCGGGUGGUGGGGGAGGAGGAAGAACAAAGACACAAGCUGACAAAACCUCGACUCUUCUCCCCAUAUUACAGAGGGGGCCCCCAUCUUGACUGUUCAGGAUGUUUUGCUUAUGAUAGGAAAGAUGGUGGUUAGACAUCAUGGUGAACUUCCUAUCUCAGGGAUUGGAGCUACUGGAGCAGGAGAGUGAGGGACCCCAACCCGUGGCCAGCCCCUUGUUCCCGCAUGCAGUCCAAAAUCAUUGCUUGGAAUCUGCGAAGUCAACAGUUGCUACCUAUGGGACCCAGGUGAGCCCGGGUGCCCACUGCCCCCCUCCCGCUGGCACAGGCUGCCCCAGGCCCCGUGCAGACACGCCAGGCCCUCAGCCCCAGCCCAUGGACCUGCGGGUGGGCCAGCGGCCCCCGGUGGAGCCCCCGCCGGAGCCCACGCUGCUGGCCCUGCAGCAUCCCCCACGCCUGCACCAUCACCUCUUCCUGGCAGGCCUGCAGCCGCAGCGCUCGGCAGAGCCCAUGAGGCUCUCCAUGGACACGCCGAUGCCCGAGCUGCAGGUGGGGCAGCAGGAGCAGGAGCUGCGGCAGCUUCUCCAUAAGGACAAGAGCAAGCGAAGUGCUGUGGCCAGCAGUGUGGUCAAGCAGAAACUGGCAGAGGUGAUUCUGAAAAAACAGCAGGCGGCCUUAGAGAGGACAGUCCAUCCCAAUAGCUCCAGCAUUCCCUACAGAACUCUCGAGCCCUUGGAGACGGAAGGCGCCGCCCGCUCCAUGCUCAGCAGCUUUCUGCCUCCUGUUACCAGCCUGCCCAGUGACCCCCCAGAACACUUCCCUCUGCGUAAGACAGUCUCGGAGCCCAACCUGAAGCUGCGCUACAAGCCCAAGAAGUCCCUGGAGCGGCGGAAGAAUCCACUGCUCAGAAAGGAGAGUGCCCCGCCCAGUCUCCGGCGGCGGCCUGCGGAGACCCUCGGCGACUCCUCUCCCAGUAGCAGCAGCACGCCAGCCUCGGGGUGCAGCUCCCCCAAUGACAGCGAGCAUGGCCCAGGCCCCGUCCUGGGCGCAGAGGCGCUCUUGGGCCAGCGGCUGCGGCUGCAGGAGACCUCUGUGGCCCCGUUCGCCUUGCCGACAGUGUCCUUGCUGCCCGCAAUCACGCUGGGGCUGCCUGCCCCUGCCAGGGCUGACGGUGACCGCAGGACCCAUCCGACUCUGGGCCCCCGGGGGCCGGUCCUGGGGAGCCCCCAUGGUCCCCUCUUCCUGCCCCAUGGCCUGGAGCCUGAGACUGGGGGCCCCUUGCCCUCUCGCCUACAGCCCAUUCUCCUCCUGGACCCCUCAGUCCCUCAUGCGCCCCUGCUGACUGUGCCCGGGCUUGGGCCCCUGCCCUUCCACUUUGCCCAGUCCUUACUGAACACCGAGCGGCUCUCCGGGUCAGGCCUCCACCGGCCGCUGAGCCGGACCCGCUCAGAGCCCCUGCCCCCAAGCGCCACCGCCCCCCCACCGCUGGGCCCCCUGCAGCCCCGCCUGGAGCGGCUCAAACCUCAUGUCCAGCUGAUUAAGAGGCCAGCCAAGCCUAGUGAGAAGCCCCGGCUGCGGCAGAUUCCCUCAGCUGAGGACCUAGAGACGGAUGGUGGGGGAGUGGGGCCGGUGGGGGACGACGGCCUGGAACACAGGGAGUCGAGCCACGGGCAGCAUGAGGCCAGGGGCCCUGUUCCUCUCCAGCAGCACCAGCAGGUGUUCCUCUGGGAGCAGCAGCGACUGGCCGGACGGCUUCCCCGGGGAGGCACUGGGGACUCUGUGCUGCUUCCCCUGGCCCAGGGCGGUCACCGGCCCCUGUCCAGGGCUCAGUCGUCCCCAGCCGCGCCUGCCUCACUGCCAACCCCAGAACCCGCCAGCCAGGCCCGUGUCCUGCCCAGCUCAGAGACCCCCGCCAGGACCCUGCCCUUCACCACAGGGCUGGUCUAUGACUCGGUAAUGCUGAAGCACCAGUGCUCCUGCGGAGACAACAGCAGGCACCCAGAGCAUGCGGGCCGCAUCCAGAGCAUCUGGUCCCGGCUGCAGGAGCGGGGUCUGCGGAGCCAGUGUGAGUGUCUCCGGGGCCGGAAGGCCUCCCUGGAGGAGCUGCAGUCCGUGCACUCCGAGCGGCACGUGCUCCUCUAUGGCACCAACCCACUCAGCCGCCUCAAACUGGACAACGGGAAGCUGGCAGGGCUCCUGGCACAGCGGAUGUUUGUGAUGCUGCCCUGUGGUGGGGUUGGGGUGGAUACUGACACCAUCUGGAAUGAGCUGCACUCCUCCAAUGCAGCCCGCUGGGCCGCCGGCAGCGUCGCUGACCUCGCCUUCAAGGUGGCUUCCCGUGAGCUAAAGAACGGUUUUGCUGUGGUUCGGCCCCCAGGACACCAUGCAGACCACUCCACUGCCAUGGGCUUCUGCUUCUUCAACUCAGUGGCCAUCGCCUGCCGACAGCUACAACAACAGGGCAAGGCCAGCAAGAUCCUCAUUGUGGACUGGGAUGUUCACCACGGCAACGGCACCCAGCAAACCUUCUACCAGGACCCCAGUGUGCUCUACAUCUCCCUGCAUCGCCAUGAUGACGGCAACUUCUUCCCGGGCAGUGGGGCUGUGGAUGAGGUGGGAGCUGGCAGCGGUGAGGGCUUCAAUGUCAACGUGGCCUGGGCUGGAGGUCUGGACCCCCCAAUGGGGGAUCCUGAGUACCUGGCUGCCUUCAGGAUCGUUGUGAUGCCCGUCGCCCGAGAGUUCUCUCCAGACCUGGUCCUGGUGUCAGCUGGGUUUGAUGCUGCCAAGGGUCACCCCGCCCCACUGGGUGGCUACCAUGUUUCCGCCAAAUGUUUUGGGUACAUGACACAGCAGCUGAUGAGCUUGGCAGGAGGUGCAGUGGUGCUGGCCUUGGAGGGCGGCCAUGACCUCACAGCCAUCUGUGACGCCUCCGAGGCCUGUGUGGCUGCUCUUCUGGGCAACAAGGUGGAUCCCCUCUCAGAAGAAGGCUGGAAACAGAAACCCAACCUCAACGCCAUCCGCUCUCUGGAAGCCGUGAUCCGGGUGCACAGUAAAUACUGGGGCUGCAUGCAGCGUCUGGCCUCCUGUCCCGACUCCUGGGUGUCCAGGGUGCCAGGAGCCGACACAGAAGAAGUGGAGGCAGUGACUGCACUGGCAUCCCUCUCCGUGGGCAUCCUGGCUGAAGAGAGGCCCUCCGAGCAGCUGGUGGAGGAGGAAGAACCUAUGAAUCUCUAAGGCUUCUAAAUGGAUCUGCCUGCCCACGCUGCCCUUUGGACCUGGUUCUCCUCUGACCUCUGGCAACAGUGCCCAUUCCUGGGGUCUUCAGAGAUCCUUCGGGCAGGUAGUUGGGGCCAGAGAACAGCCCCUUGGCACUCACCCCAAGGAGCCUGAGAAAGCCCCUGGGUCUAGGAUAGGGACCAAAGAGGACCCUGAGAGGGGGCAGGCUGGGCAGCCAGCCAGGCCCCAGUAGGGCUCUCCCAAGAACAGAGUCUACCCCUCUGGGGUCCAGGCCCCCGGCUGGGCCCCCAUUCCUCAGGACUGCACAGAGGACUGGCUCAGCCGGGCCCACCCAUAACCACUAUUCUUGGCUCUGUAGACCCCGGACUUUGCACACAGCCCCAGGCUCCACACAGAAAUGUGAACUUGGCCUCAGCUAGGGUGGCCCUUCCUAGGCUCUGAGGGCUGCAGUGGGGGGAGGAGGGAGGAGCAGGAGGAGUCAAGGGGUCCCCUAUCCCUGAGUGCAGGGGGAGUCCCUCCUCUCGCCCGCUUCCUCAGAUGACUCUGGAAGCUUCCCCCCACCACCACUGGGCAGUGAGACAAAGCUCCCUCCGAGAGCAGUCAUCAGCAGGCCUCCCAUCUGGUCCCGGCCCCUGCCAGAGGCCGCCCUGCGUCGACCAUCUCAGUGCCCUGGCGGAGCAGACAGGUGCUCUUGGAGUUCUGUGCUUCCUGAUCCGAUGGUGCCAAACCCUUCAUCUCCCCUCAGAAGCACAGCAUGACCCCAGGGAUCCCUUGGUCACUGCCCCCCGCCAUGAGCCUUCUCUCUUUUUGGGGUCUCUGCCACUCCAGCUCUGACCCCUGCCCCACAUAGGACUAGCUUGGCUGAGGGCUAAGGGGGUGGGAGAGUGGAUGCAAGAUGUGAGGGAGGGGAGGCCGCCCUGGCAAAGUCUUCACGGCUUCUGGGGUCCAGGCCUGGGGCCAAGAAGGAAAGUAUUUGUGUGUGUGUGAGAGAGAGUGUGUGCGCGUGCGUGUGUGCGUCUUCUCCAGGACUACCAUACCCUGUGUAUGUAUGCAUGUUUUUGUAAAAAAGAAAAAAAAUGGAAAAAAAAUCUGAACAAUAAAUGUUUUAUUUGCUUUAAA